AUGGGCAACGUACCCUCUCAGCCUGCCCAUCCACCGAGGGCAUUCCUCCCUCCCCCUCCCCCCAUUCCCACUCGCCCCGUCCACCUUGCUGCUACCAAGCGCAAGGCCCACCUUCCACUGAAGGGUGCUGGUUCGGCGGGAGACACGAAGCGCAUCAAGGUUUCCGAGGACGACGACGACGACGACGAUAUCCAGGACGUCACCGAGAUCCAGUCCCUCAAGGAAACCAUCGACAAGAAAACCCUAAAGAUCAAGAGACAAGCGGACGAGAUCACCCACUUCCAUGUGACGUUGAAGAAGCACAAGAAUGAAAAGAAGACCCUUAUCGACCGCCUUGAUCAACUGUCAACUACGCUCGAAGAGAAAAGUCUGCAGCUGGACCACGUUGCCAAGUUAAAAGAGUCAUUCCAGGCCGAGAACGUUCGCCUCAAGAAGGAGAUGGAGACGUUGAAGGCCGACCACGCUCGUCCCCAGCAGCAGCACGGCAAUGGCGUUGCUCUCAAGUCCAACAACGAGAACGUCCGUCCCCAGCAGCAGCAAACCAUGGGCGUUGCCAACAAGUUCAACAGCAUGAACGUUCGUCCCCAGCAACAGCACACCACUGGUGUUGCCCACAAGUCCAACAACAAGGCCUCUGAGAACGUUCGUCCCCAGCAGCAGACUGGGGCCAUGGCCGACCAGCCCCAGAACGUGUAG
Messenger RNA from Apiotrichum porosum, 696 nucleotides. RefSeq lists its product as uncharacterized. The record is from RefSeq and is a predicted model, not a curated record. Bases 1 to 696 code for a protein of 231 amino acids. The transcript has 2 exons. Lineage: Eukaryota; Fungi; Basidiomycota; Tremellomycetes; Trichosporonales; Trichosporonaceae.